UUGCUUAACGUUUAAGUGUUACAAAUUGUGUGUUGCCUAUGAGCCACACAUCACAUGGCAGAAUCGCAUGUAAAUAUACUGGAUAGACACAAAUCACCUCAACACAUUUCAACUCACGAAAAACAAUUGUCAAAAUGAAUUGGCAAAUAUAUUUAAGUUUUGGCACUGUUUUGUGUAUCAUCGAUUGAUAACACACAGUGUACGCGUCACAACUUUUAGGCUAAGUUUCUAAUUAAGUUCAGAGAAAAAAAUAUUCAUUUCAUCACACCACAUUCAUUCCAUUUUUGCUACGAACAUUUUUUUUAUACGGCAAUUUUUGGGUGUGUAUGUGUUAAGAUAUUCCAUGACUAAUUGCUGCGAAAUCAAUUUGAGAUUGUAUUUUCUGUUUGUAAUUUGCUCUCUAAAAACUUCCAUUUUUUUAGUAAGUAUAAUGAUGUCGUUAUAAUAUUUAUUGCGAGCGUGAUAGAUUUUUUUUUUGUAAAUAAAAUUCAUUUCCUAUGAAACAAAUUCGAUUUGUGAUAUUAAAAUCGGAUCGGCCUCAUUAUAAAAAGAAACCACGAACAUAUGAUUUACAUUUGCCUAUAGAGAAAAAGGCAAAUUCUGUUGGGUAUUUGAAGUCGAAACAUCUGUGGUGUGAUUUUCUUUCGUGGAAAAUGUUCAAAUACAUAGUUCUUUAUUAUUUUUGCUGUACCUUGGCCAUCGAAGGGUAUACAGAUUUUCGACUUCACAAAAACUGGCCAAAAGACAUGGACGAAAUUUGCGGUGAAUUAUCACAGGAUCGCAUUAUCGGUGGCAAAUUUGCCAAUCUCGGACAAUAUCCAUGGCUAGUUCUACUAAUAUAUAAGCAUAAGCCUAAAAAUGGUCCUGAAUAUAUAUCGCCUGAUUGUGGUGGAUCAUUGAUAGCCUCGUCUUAUGUGCUUUCGGCGGCUCAUUGUAAUGCAAAUCCCAUUACUGUACUCGAUCAUGCUGUCUUGGGCGAAUAUAAUACAAAAACGGAUCCUGAUUGUGACACAGCCGGAAAUUGUGCCGCACCAGUACAACGUAUCAAACCCGCCCAUAUAUUUACGCACAAACUUUUUCAAUUAGAUCAGCUUUGGAAUGACAUUAGUGUAAUAAAAUUAGAACAUCCGGUAAAAUUGAAUGGAUGGGUCAUACCAAUUUGUUUGCCAACGGGAAAUGAACAAUUCGACACAACAGCCGAAGUAGCUGGAUGGGGUAUGGCCAGGCCAGAGGACGAAUUAACACUGCAAUCGGUGUUGAACUAUGUACAGUUGCCAAUUCUGGACAUGGAUGUAUGCCGUAUGUACUUUGAUUUGAUUGUUAAUGGUACUAAGCAGAUUUGUGCCGGCAGUGUAGAUAGAUAUGAAGAUACAUGUGGAGGAGACAGUGGCGGUCCAUUGAUGCAAAUUUCGAAUAGUGAUUCUGGUCCGAGAUACUAUCAAGCCGGAAUUGUUUCUUUUGGACUGACAGAUUGUGGUGUUGCACCCGCUGUUUACACAAGAUUGACAACUUUCAUGAGCUUCAUCUUGGAUGUAAUUGGUGCAUAAAAAGUAUUUCUGUUGGAAAUAAAUUGUUCAGAAGACUAUUUAAUUAUAACGAAA
Messenger RNA from Sitodiplosis mosellana (orange wheat blossom midge), 1601 nucleotides. Its product is annotated as CLIP domain-containing serine protease HP8-like. Lineage: Eukaryota; Metazoa; Arthropoda; Insecta; Diptera; Cecidomyiidae. The record is from RefSeq and is a predicted model, not a curated record. Gene Ontology annotation, molecular function: serine-type endopeptidase activity. Gene Ontology annotation, biological process: proteolysis. The coding region runs from base 498 to 1547 and encodes 349 amino acids. The transcript is spliced from 8 exons.